CCGUUUCCAGGUGGUGCUAGCUACCAAUCACGCCUCAACACCCACGCUUGCUCGUGUGUUAGAUCUCUCUCGGGACGAAUUAUUUUCGCUCACCUUAUCGUAGGCUUACCCGCCGUCGCUGCCGCCGUCGCCGCCGCCGUCACAGGAAUUCCCUACCAUGGAGGGUGUGGGCGCGCGGCUAGGUCGCUCCUCAGCCCGUUACGGCCCCGCGACGACGUUCACUGGGCCCGUCAGGAAGUGGCGUAAGGAGUGGGUCCCCAUCGCCGCCGCCACGGGCUCGGCCACCUCCACCGCUGCCUCCUCCACCGGGGCCGGAUCCCGCGGAAAUAACCUCGUUCUGUUCAAGUGGACCCCCCUGAACGGCGCCAACGGAAGAGGUGGAGGAGAUGAGGAGCUGACGGCGCCGGCGGAGAUGGCCACGAGAAGGCGGCGUUACGUGCCGGUUUCUGUAGCCGAAGAUCAAAGACAAGAAUCUGCCAAAUCUGAUGAUGAGAACAAGGCUAAUGAUGGAGAACCUUCAUCUACCGAAACGGAGCAAUCUAAUGGAAAAACUAAUAUUGAUGAUACAUUUAUGGAUGAAUCUCAGGCAUCAGAUGAGGUUCGAGAUUCUGGUGAUAAUGUUGGUGGUACCGACCUCAAUCUGAACUUCGGUCCUAAAGACCCCAAUGGUGACAGCGAAUGUGUUACAGAGUACCUGGCGAAACUCCCCUUACUACUGUACGUGCAGUCCCUAAUGCGCGUGUGCUAUGUGAGCCUAGAGUAUGUAUCUUCCAUAUACGUUGUGAUGCGGGGUGGCAUUCGGACACCUCCACACCAAGACCAAUAAGUCCCCCAAGUGGACCAAUAACGCGAGCUCGAGUUAAAGUGCUACAUGAUGAGGUGAACUCGUUCCUCACCAUCCUUGAUCUCGGUACCCCUUUGGAUGGAAUGCUACCUCAUGCCGAUGUGCUUUGUGUCAUUAGGUACAAGGUGCAUCAAGACCCGGGAGAGGAGGACACACCAUGGUCAAGGGAAGGAGAGGAGCAGCGGGACAUGAUGAUGGGCACGAAGCUGGACCCGACGUCAAAUCGAAGCGCUCAAAGGAAGAGAAGAAGUUGGCCGGCCCAGGACCCGGUCGACCGGCCCCACGACCGGACCACCCGGUCCCAGGCCCGGUCUGACCGGCCCCAGGACCGGAUUCGACGGGAAUGCCACACCAAACUGCCUAAGUUAUCCACUUAUGUACCUUUUCGCCUUGCUGGUCAUGUAGGCCUAUAUAAGCAACCUGGACCCCUCCUUUACCCCUUAGACUUGAAUUGAGCUUAAACACUACUUUAAGCUUUGUCUCCCUAGGGUUAGCAUCCCUUUGUAAUCAAGGCAUCCUUGUUGUUGAUUUGGA
This is a messenger RNA of Lolium perenne, 1378 nucleotides long. RefSeq lists its product as uncharacterized. NCBI's taxonomy places the organism in Eukaryota, Viridiplantae, Streptophyta, Magnoliopsida, Poales, Poaceae. The record is from RefSeq and is a predicted model, not a curated record.